UUUUUUCAUAAUUAACGAACUUUAUAAUUAAAGGCAGUUUAUUACCUUUUUAAACUUUAUAAUUAAAUGUAAUUAACGAAAUAACUCGUAAUUGAUUAAUAAAUGAAAUCCACAAUGAGCUAAUACAUCGAAAAGUGAACUAACAGUGUCGAAAACAUUUUUGUAUAGUGACUUAGGACCGGAUACCUGUAUCGGUGUACAGACCAUUUUGUUCUUCUCAGCUUCGGGUACAGAUAAUGUGUGUGUGUAAAUAUGAGAAACAGGUUUUGUGAUAUUGCUCUCAGUCAAUUCGACCCAGUACUACUGAACACGUUGAAGCAAGAGAUGUCACAAGGGAUCGAAAGGUUCUUUAUCCUGUCGUACUGCCUGGCGUGCUGCUGGCCAGCCUUCUCCAGCGCAGCCAAGGAGUUGCGGAUUGUGAGGCAAUGGUCUCAGCUGGACUUUGUCUUCCCCAACGAAAUAGCCAUGGGCGUGGCCAUGGAGAGACGGUACUAUGUGCCGGGGAAUUCCGUUCCUAUUGAUGUCGAUGUUCAUCAUCGACAAGGAGCGCUGAAAUCCCGCAUCUUCAUCACGAUCCCGCGGUUCGACGAGGGCCGGCCGGUGACGCUGGGCACGGUGGACGACCAGGGCCGCGUCUCCGCCUAUCCUGACUACUCCUGGCACGACAACCAGGGCUCCAACUGUAAUGGCCUAACGUCUGUCUUCAGAACAGCUAUAGACGAAUGCAACCGGCUAUGGGUAAUGGAUACGGGCAAAAUCGGUGACACGCAGUACUGCCCUCCGAAGCUACUGGCCUUCGACCUGAACACCGACAACCUCAUCUACCAGCACGUCGUGAACGCCUCUAGUUAUAUUCAGAACUCCUUGUUUAUCACUCCGGUAGUGGAUAUCAGACGCAACGGACGUCAGGAUUGCUCAGACACCUUCGUAUACGUGGCCGACGUGUCCGGCUUCGGGCUGUUGGUGGUGGACGUCCUCAGGGACCGCUCCUGGAGGGUCACGCAUAAGCUCUUCUUCCCCUUCCCCUCCCACGGGACCUUCACCAUUGACGGUGAAAGCUUCGACCUGAUGGACGGAGUGCUGGGCAUGGCGCUGUCCCCACACCGCAGCGGUGACCGCUUCCUCUACUUCCAUGCGCUCGCUUCCACCACCGAAAACGUGGUCCGGGCCUCUGUCAUACGCAACUCAUCCUUCAUAGAGGACUCUAAUGCUGACCCACAGUCUAUAAAUGUUUUUCCUGACGAAAGACCAGUCCAAUCAGCCGCCGAAGCUAUGGAUCGAAAUGGCAUCAUGUUCUUUGGUCUUAUGGAACCCCCUAGUAUCUGGUGCUGGAAUUCAGCCACGGAAUACACUCCAAGAAACUUCCAUCAAAUAGCCUUGAACAAGGAGACUCUGCAAUUUGCGAGCGGAGUCAAAGUGGUCAACAAUUUGAAGGGAGAACAAGAAUUAUGGAUACUGACUUCCAGUUUCCAGAGAGUAAUGACUGGAUCAUUGAAUUCUGACAAAGUUAAUUUCAGGAUUCACGCUGAGAAAAUUGACAGGCUCCUAGAGAAUUCUCCUUGUAGGAUCCCCCCAAAGGAUCGGAACCAUGGUUACCAUGCGAAUCGUAUUACACAGAACCACGGUCCCAAACAUAUAACUUACAGAUAUGGCGCUGUAUCAUUUCUUUAGAAAUCCGAGCAAUGUCGGAUCACAUAAUAAGUGGUUUUAUGUGGUAUAAUUAUUGGCCAUUUGGGUUAAACUGAAAAUCGUGCCUUUUACGUAACUGUAGAUAUAAAAAACACAAAAUACGUAACUAAUUUAUAUAUUAUACACAAUAAUUAAUUUAAGUAUAAGUUAGUAAUUUCGUCUAAUAUUAUCAAUGCCUCUUUAACGAGGCACCUACCUACUAAAGUACAUACAAUAGAAUAUAUAAAAAAACUAAUUAGAGUUGCCAUAAUCAGUGUUAAUUUAGAUGUGUGCCUAAGGAAUCUCAGAUCAUUUCGCAAAAUAUACAAUAAUCUAGCUCAUGAACAUGGAACACAGGCAUUUGUAGUUCCAAAACUAUCAUUAAAAUAAGAAAAAACAUCAUUGUAUGUAUGUUUUUUCUGGCCAUCCCUAGAGGAAAAAGGUGCAUUUAGGGCCGCUGUUGUAAUGUUUUAUUUAUCAAUUUAAUUAUUUAUCAGAUCAAUUCAAUUAUUUAUCAAAAUUACCAAAUUAAAAUAAUCACACAAUAAAAAGUUACCAACA
Molecule: messenger RNA, 2229 nt
Organism: Plodia interpunctella (Indianmeal moth)
Lineage: Eukaryota; Metazoa; Arthropoda; Insecta; Lepidoptera; Pyralidae
Gene: Y-d
Product: protein yellow-like
Exons: 7
Coding region: 253-1671 (472 amino acids)
Cellular component (GO): extracellular region
Source: RefSeq, a predicted model, not a curated record